GUGUCGCUGUUCUGACGUCAUAGUUUAAAUUCCACACUGGGAGCCUCCGCGGUGGGGCUUUGCGCGCUUGUUCUCACGCCUUCACUCAUUCACUGUCUCUCUCUCUCUCUCGCUCGUUUUUGUGCUCGUUGGCUCGCUCCUCACGCCGUCACUCGGGCAUCCUGCGGGGGGCUGAGAGUGCGCAGUGCGGCCGGCCCACCCGGGGAGUGGUUCCGCUCCUCGCCGUCAGUCACGCAGCCGGAGGAGGCGCGCACGCACGCAGACGCGACUCGCGCCGCGCACGUCUUCAACUUGCCUGCGAGUCCCAAAUCCAAAACAAGACACUCGCGCGCGCGCACAAGUUCUGGACUAAUCCGACUCUUGUGGACUUCCCCUUGACGUCCACCUGCUCCGGCGCGCGGAACAAUGCCGAGAAACGGCGUACGGUUCUCCUGCCGGUCCGCCCGCAAACUGCUUCCGCAGCCACUGCUACUGACAGCGGCUUGGCUCCUCCUCACCGGCCGAGGUGUCGGCGCUCAGAAGGUGCGCGUGGAGGAGGAGUUGGAGGCGUACCCCAACGAGUCGGUGGACCUGCGCUGUCAAUUCAUCGACAGUGAUAGCAUCACCAAACUCACGCAGGUGUCGUGGAUCUGGGAGCCCACUGAGGGCCAGCGAGACAAUAUCGCCGUCUUCCAUCCCAUGUACGGCCAGAGUUUCCCCGACUUGGCUUUCAAGGACCGCGUGGCCUUCCUGCACAACAAGCUGGUGAACCCGUCCAUCCGGAUCUCUGACCUGCGCAUGUCCGACGCCGGACGCUACACCUGCGAGUACGCCACCUACCCGACGGGCAACGAACAGGCCACCACUACGCUCGUCAUGCUGGCCAAACCCAAAAACUCUGCCAACGUGGUGACGGUGCAGGCGGGCACCAAGGCGAUGGUGGUGGCGCAGUGCCAGGCGGCAGAUGCCAAGCCGGCGGCGACCAUCAAGUGGCUGGCGUCGGUGGGGGGCAACCACACCACCAGCAGCACCGGCGGGCCCGACGGCACGGUCACCGUGCGCAGCGAGUACCGGCUGGUGCCCACGCCGGCCGACGACGGCCGGGAGGUGACCUGCAUGGUGGACCAGCGCACCCAGGACAAGACCUGGACGCACCAACUCAGGCUCUCUGUGGAGUACCCCCCCUCCGUCUCCAUCGAGGGCUACGACCACAACUGGUACAUGGGCCGCUCGGACGCCAUACUGGUCUGCACGGCCAACGGCAACCCGCAACCCACCACCGUCACCUGGACCGCGGCGUCGGGCCCCUUGCCAGAUUCGGUGCUGGUGGACGGCAACAAGCUGACGGUGAGGAAGGUGGACGACACCGUCAACACCACCUUCAUUUGUGAGGUCAAGAACAAGCACGGCGCCGCCAAGCACCAGAUUACCACCCUCGUCAUCGAGGAGGAGCGUCGUAUUGUGCCGGGCCCGUCGACAGGCGCGGUGAUCGGCGGGCUCCUCGGGGCCCUUGCCCUCAUCGGCAUCGUGGUGGGCCUCGUCUUCUUUAUUCGCCGACGCCAGCGCAACGCAGACGGCCCCCCGAAGCACAAGCCCCCACCCCCUAUCAAGAGCAGCGGCUCCACAGAGAUGCUGACCAAGCCGUCAGAGGCGCCCGCUGCCACCGAAAUGGCGCCGCUCACCCCGGCUGGGGACGUCUACUACGAACCUACGGGAAGCGAGCCUGUCAGGAACUUCGGCGACGAAACUCCCGGCGCGGCGAAUGGCGGCGGACCUCCAUUGCCGGACGAAGUGAACCUAAACCUGGACCCGAACCCGGACCUGGACUCCACCAACCAAGAGCCUCCGCCGACCGCCAACAUCGCUCGUGGCGAGAGCUUUGUGUCGCCUGCCAUGUAUGUGUAAGCGUGGCCGGCCACUAGGCGGCGCUCGCCGAGGGAACUUUUUUUUUUUCCAUUUUUAAACACUUUUAUGUUGCGUUGUCUCACUGAUGAGGGUAACAUCUUAACAACAUUUUAAAGGGGGGGGGGGGGUGUGACUCGAAUAAGGAAACAUUAUGGUUGUUUUGUUUUUUUGGGGGGGAACACACACACACACACACACAAACACAAGCGCAUUCAGGCAUCCAUCACAAGGAAUGUAACACAAAUUGUGCAUGUUAGGUAAACUCCCUUCUAUAAUGGCCUAAAAUCCUUAAUAUCGAAAUACCAUCAGUCAAACAAACUGUGCCGCCUUCUAGUGGUCAACCCUGGAAUUAUUGCAGAUUUCAACCAAAUUUAGGCCAAAAUAGAAGUACAUUGCGCCCUAAAAAGUUGCUGUAAUUUUAAUGACGGGACCGCUGACCCGAACACGCAAUGUAGAGGGGGUUUACUGUACACACACACCGACAUUUCUUUAGGCACACAAUCCAUUAUGAAGAAUAAUCAUCAUCCCUGUAAUGCUCACUUUGAAAGCUUUGUGUGAACCCUUCCGAAUAUUUUGAUGCUCUCGGAGGUUUCUUUUCAAGGUUUGGAAAGCACAUGCGCGACAAGCACACUCCUACACUAAUUUACUUUGUUUUUUUUAAUUACGAUAAUGGCUGUAAAGUGAGCGUUGUUAUCUGUGUACAUGCAAAGCUUUCAUCGGAAGGUGUUCCUAAUGAAGUGUCUGGUGAGCAUAUGAGGGAAAAAUACUGCCAUUAAAGUGGAUGUCAACAUUGUACCAAAUGACCAACAAUGUAAAUAGUACUGCUUAUGUUGAUGAUGAAUAAUUGUAACAACGAUGAUGAUAUAUAAUUAUUGGUGUAAAAACAAAACAAAAAAAGUAUCGUGUUCUCGGUGCUUCUGCAGAGGGGGUGGAGGUAUGUGUUUUACUUUUUAACAGAAAUGUCGUCACUGGACAGCCACAAUGCUGACGACGCAAAAAAAUAUGAAUAAUAACGCUAAUAAUGAAAUGUGUGCAUGGCAUGAUGACCGGCUUGUUCCUUCCCUUUGACUGCAGCAUCAUCGUCGUCAUUAAGACAAGUUGAAAAUCAAAGAAUUUUGAUUCAUGAUUAGUUUUUAUGUUUUGUUUUGUUUUGUUUUUUUACUCACAGCACUCAGACAACAAGUUGCCAGUUAAACUCAGAAAAAUUGAAGAUUCAAAUGCAUUUAUCAAUUUUAAAGGUUGUUUGUGUUGAUUUGUUGACAAUCAUGUUUGUUGCUUUUGUUGCAUGCUAAGUGAUAUAGAUUGAUUCCGAAACGGCAACUGGGAGUCGUAUAAGGCCAACACUGAAAAGGGAAAAAAUAAUAAUUCAGCGUACCAAUCCCUGUGUUUACAGUAAACAACAACCUGACUGCCAAACCUAUCUUAACAUCUCACAACAUGCAGCAAAACAUGCCCAAAGAUUGAGAAAUUGCUUUCAGCAGGCAUAAAAUGCCAAAUGGGCGGGGAUUAAAAUAAUUCCCGUCAUCGCUUUCUACUCUAAUCAGCAAAAACAAGCCUGAUCAUCUUUCAAAUGUAUACAGUGUCAAGUGAGUUAUACCUGGACAAGACCAAAUCAGCAAAAUAGCGGGACGGUGAACCCGCAACGUGCUAUGAAGGGAUUGAAGUCAACUAGUAACAAAAUGAAAACAUUUAAGUCUGUGUUCUAUGACAUUGCCAGAUCAAUUUGAAUUCAAUGAAUUGUUUUGAAACACUCUCAUGAAAAGGAUAGCGUGUUAGCUGUUAGCCAGUCCCAGACAGUUGUUAUCACAGAGCCACAUGUGCCUUGUUUGUUUAUUUGUUUGUAUGUUUGUUUGUUUUUUAAAGUAUUAUUAUUUGUUUGUGAGCUUUUCAGUCCUCACCGCCCAACCACAAUGACCUCGAUAGUCACACUGGAGAUGUCUUUCGUUUUUGGCAUAACCUUUAUUUUGUACGCUUUUGGGAGGGGAUAAAUAUUACUGGACAUGUUUUACAAAUCCUUGUCUUGUCAAAUAAAGAGAGAACGCAAGUGUCCAGAAGCGUCCUUUAUGACAUGCCCGGCAGCCACAGGGAUUGAGUUAAAGUGAAAACAAAAUAAAGACAGCUUGCUAAUAGAUGUAGCUAACAUUCAUUACAUUGUUAGCUCAUGAUGGCUAACAGCAACAAAACCUCCAUUCAGUCAAUGCUUUGUAUCAUUUUUGCCACUCAAGUUUGUGUUUGAAUUGACCUUCCACUGUAACUUGUCACUAACAAAUCUAAUUUUGAGAAACUUGCCAGAAAGGUAAAUUGUACUUUGGGCAGUUCGACUGAAGUCAUCAAACUACUGCUGAACUGACUGAUGGAAUUCCUUUCCCAAGGCUGCUCCAAUGUCACCAUGAGCAAUACUGCUAGCAGUAUUUGUAUUUGUGUAUUUAGUCACGAUUGUCAAAUAAAAAUAAUCCUGUUGUUGA
Messenger RNA from Syngnathus acus (greater pipefish), 4349 nucleotides. It is a transcript of the gene pvrl2l, whose product is annotated as PVR cell adhesion molecule related 2 like. NCBI's taxonomy places the organism in Eukaryota, Metazoa, Chordata, Actinopteri, Syngnathiformes, Syngnathidae. The transcript has 10 exons. Bases 406 to 1884 code for a protein of 492 amino acids. The record is from RefSeq and is a predicted model, not a curated record.